CGCAAUUUAAAACAAUGAAAUUGAUCGGAUUAAUUUUUUUUGCCAUACUCAGCUUGGGACACUGCCAGCAAAUACCCUAUUGUUAUCAAGGGUGUUUUCACAAUGCUCCGGAAAGUGGUAUCCCGGAUUCAUAUGCACGCCCACAGAACACGUAUAAUCGUCCAGACGUGCAGAUAGAUGGAACAAAUUAUCUUCAACAGGUUCCGGCAAGUGGUAUCCCGGAUACAUAUGCAGGUCCACAUUAUAAACCUCCAGUUCCAUAUAACAGUCCGCCGUAUGCGUUAGGCGGGUAUAAUAAUCCCUCACCUAACAUUUUUUACUGGCCUACACCCAAUUGGCCCUAAUAUUGAUUUAGCAAUGAAUAAUAAAUAAAAUCAAAACGCAAAUAUGUAAAUCAAAAUCAAGGAAUCCACUUGCUUUAAAAUGAAACUUUUAUAUGAGCUUAAACUUUAUAAAGACCGUUAGAGAUAGUAUGUAGCUUCUGCUUAACGAAAGUUCUAUACUGUGGAAAAGUCGAGGUUAUGUAUAAUGUAAACUCUAUUAUAUUUUUUUCCUGCUGAGUUAUCUCAAUGAAAAUAAG
Bactrocera tryoni is the source of this 580-nucleotide messenger RNA. RefSeq lists its product as uncharacterized. The record is from RefSeq and is a predicted model, not a curated record. NCBI's taxonomy places the organism in Eukaryota, Metazoa, Arthropoda, Insecta, Diptera, Tephritidae. The transcript has 2 exons. The coding region runs from base 15 to 344 and encodes 109 amino acids.